AAAGCUGCAGGUGUAAGUUCGCAACCAGAUAUUGACACUUUUCAUCGAUUUGGUCUUGCUUCCUUUUCUCUUGGCCCAUUCAGACUUUUCCACCCAAAGGCUUGGGAGACGAAAUGUCCGGGUGGCGUUCCGAGGAUUGCAACAGCCGGGGCCAUUGCGUAGGGCAGAGAAAGGACAUGACAAGAUGAAGGGUUUGUGAUAUAUAACAUGACUUUGUCCCGCAAGCAAGUGAAUUCCUUCAGCCUCAAGUCCAGGUCUGUCAAGAAAUCUUCAAGAUGUAUACCUCCACCAUUCUCGUGGGACUCUUCUCCCAAGCUGCUUUCUCAGCUGUCCUGCCGGUACCAAUAGCUUCGCGUGACACCCCUCUCUCAUUCGUCCCCGGUACCCCAGCUCAAGUCCCAGUGUCAAACGCCUACGACUGGAGAGCAGGAUAUGUGUCCGAAUUUACGAUUCACGGUUCUUGUAACGCUACGGAACGAAACCAGAUCUCGCAAGGACUCGAUGAAGCAGUUUUACUCGCUCAACACGCAAAGGAACACAGUAAGUUUCCUUGAAGUCAAUUCCCAAGUCUCGAAAGAUAAAGUACUAACGAGUUCUCUAGUCCUAGUCCAAGGAAACAAGUCAGAGAUCUUCCAGAAGUACUUCGGUGCCGGUCCAACAGGCCCAGUAAUCGGUUGGUUCGACCGCAUCGCAACCGCCAACCGAGCAGGAGUCCUCUUCCGCUGCGACGACCCAGAUCAAAACUGCGCUACGCAAGAUAGUUCGUUGCCCCCCAUUUCCCUUUCCGCAUCACAACACCACUAACAAACCGCCACAGACUGGGCAGGCCACCACCGCGGCUCCAACGCCAGCAGUGAAACCGUCAUUUGUGAACGCUCCUACACCACCCGUCUCCCACUCGCAUCCCUCUGCUCCCGCGGCUUCACAAUCGCCAACGGCCGCAUGGCCGAUUACUGGGGCGGAGACCUGAUCCACCGUCUCUACCACACCUCGCCCGUAGGCGAGGAAAUCAUUGACCACCACGCAGACGGGUACAACAACUGUCUCGAGCUAGCCAAGGGGGAGAACUACACACUUGCCGCCAGUAACUCGGCCACUUUGUUGUACUUCGCCAUGGAGGCGUAUGCAUUCGACAUCAGCGUCCCAGGAGAGGGAUGUGUAGGAAAGCCAGUUGCUGGUGCAGAAGAUGGACAUGGAGCGCCGGCAGCAGUAGCAGCAGCAACACCAACACCAACACCAGUUGAUCCUGUGGCGCCAGCUGAGACUACAGGUACUUCUCCUGGGGCGGCGGCGAUUAACCCAGUGAGAAUUAUUCCUGCGGAGAGUACACCUGCGCCUGCUGCUGCGGAGCCUGCACCUGCGGGAGCUCCGGGACAGGAGUGCCAUUACCAUGGUACGACCUUGCACUGUGUUUAGGAGGUUGGUAAUGAUAUCAUAAUAAACGACAUUGAUGGAAAAUGAAAAAGGGUAAUUUUUAGGGAUAAUAGAAAAGGGGCUUUGGGAAUGUAAUAAUGAAUGGAAAUUAAAUAUGACAGAGGGCUUGCGAAAUGAAUGAUUGUGACUAAACUUAUGGCCAUCGACUAUCUUUUCAAGCACAAGCUCCUCUGGUCGUAUAUACAUAGGAUUAUGAGAAUGUUGUUGGUAACAUUCCUGGAAAAGAAACCAAAAAGCAAAAUAGCCGAUUAUCUGUGGUAAACAAUCAAUGUUAUUGGUGAGUGGGCGUAUUAGAAGUAUGACUUUGAAGAAAUAGCGUAUGGCAG
Molecule: messenger RNA, 1760 nt
Organism: Hymenoscyphus albidus
Lineage: Eukaryota; Fungi; Ascomycota; Leotiomycetes; Helotiales; Helotiaceae
Source: the annotation of a GenBank genome assembly